AUGAAUGAGGAACUGGAUCAAAAUGGUACAGCUGAGAAGGAAAAUCAUUCAUUCUUAAUAAAUGGAUCAACCUCAUAUUUUUAUCUUCAAAACAACGUUACGUAUCUUCCAUUUUAUCAGCACACAACUUCAGUAGCCACAAUCUUCAUAAUCUCGUACCUUCUAAUCUUCCUGCUCUGCAUGUUGGGUAAUAGUUUGGUAUGUUUUAUUGUGGUGAGGAAUCGACACAUGUGGACAGUAACCAACCUCUUCAUCCUUAACCUUGCUAUUAGUGACCUCCUUGUUGGAAUAUUCUGCAUGCCUACCACUCUUGUGGACAAUAUUCUUACAGGGUGGCCCUUCGGAAACUUUGUGUGCAAGAUGAGUGGCUUGGUUCAAGGAAUCUCUGUGUCUGCCUCUGUUUUUACUCUUGUUGCAAUAGCUGUUGACAGAUUCAGAUGUAUUGUUUAUCCUUUCAAACAAAAACUGAACAUGACUGUUGCAACCAUCAUCAUUGCUGUGAUUUGGCUUCUUGCAAUCUCCAUCAUGUGUCCUUCUGCAGUCAUGCUGAAGGUGACCAAGUUGCCUGACAAUGUAAGGAUCGUCCACAGCAGCAAGACUACGUACGCUUGCUAUCAGUGUUACGAGGCAUGGCCAAGUCAGAAAAUGAGAAAAAUUUACACAACCAUUUUGUUUUCCAACAUUUACUUGGCUCCUUUGUCCCUUCUUGUGAUUAUGUAUGCAAGGAUGGGGAUGACUCUUUAUAAAAUGAGCGCACCUGUUGGAGAAGCAGUUCAACAGGAAAAUCGCAACGCUGUGUCUCAAAAGAAGCGGCGAGUCAUCAAGAUGUUAGGAAUAGUAGCUCUGAUGUUCACCCUGUCAUGGCUGCCACUCUGGGCCGUAACAAUGUUGACUGACUACACCAACCUUUCGUACAACAAAUUCAGAAUAAUCAAUUUCUACAUUUAUCCCUUUGCCCACUGGCUGGCAUUCUGCAACAGCAGCGUCAACCCCAUCAUUUACGGUUACUUCAACAAGAACUUUCGCCGAAGCUUUCAAGCUGCCUUUCAAUUUCAGAUGUGCUCUUCAAAAGUCAAGCAGAGAGACAUCAACACACAUCCAAUUUCUAACAAGUUCAUUUUAACGGCCCAGAAUAAGAUCGGACAGGACCCUGCAACAAGUAACUCGGAAGUAAUAGAUGACUGCAGCACCAGUCGGGCAGUGAAAAACGUCGGUAAAUGGAAUGUAAACCUGGUUCUUGAAGAGUUGGACAAUAGAAUAAAUUACAGUGAUCACAAUGUUUCAUUGUAA
Molecule: messenger RNA, 1290 nt
Organism: Hypanus sabinus (Atlantic stingray)
Lineage: Eukaryota; Metazoa; Chordata; Chondrichthyes; Myliobatiformes; Dasyatidae
Gene: npffr2a
Product: neuropeptide FF receptor 2a
Exons: 3
Coding region: 1-1290 (429 amino acids)
Biological process (GO): regulation of MAPK cascade; regulation of cAMP-dependent protein kinase activity; G protein-coupled receptor signaling pathway
Cellular component (GO): membrane
Molecular function (GO): neuropeptide receptor activity; peptide binding; opioid receptor binding
Source: RefSeq, a predicted model, not a curated record